AUAUCUAAAUUGCUACAAUUUUGCCUACUGCCAUCUGUCGGUGAGAUGUAUUUUUAGGUGGCCUUUUCACUAAAAGUGUAUGCCAGUGAGGUAAACAUAAAUAAAUCAGAGCCAUGGUUCGAAUGAACGUUUUAAGUGAUGCUCUUAAAUCUAUAAACAAUGCAGAGAAAAGGGGGAAAAGGCAGGUACUCAUUCGCCCAUGCUCAAAAGUUAUCGUUAAAUUCUUAACAGUGAUGAUGAAGCAUGGAUACAUUGGUGAAUUUGAAAUCGUCGAUGAUCACAGAUCAGGAAAAAUAGUUGUAAAUUUAACAGGAAGAUUAAAUAAGUGUGGCGUUAUUUCUCCUAGAUUUGACGUUCCAAUUAGGCACAUUGAAAAGUGGACUAACAAUCUUUUACCUUCUCGACAGUUUGGAUAUGUAGUUCUCACAACUAGUGGUGGCAUUAUGGACCAUGAAGAAGCAAGGAGAAAACAUUUAGGAGGAAAAAUUUUGGGAUUUUUCUUCUAAUGUAAUUAUUUAAUAAACAAAUUUGUUUAA
Molecule: messenger RNA, 536 nt
Organism: Agrilus planipennis (emerald ash borer)
Lineage: Eukaryota; Metazoa; Arthropoda; Insecta; Coleoptera; Buprestidae
Product: 40S ribosomal protein S15Aa
Exons: 3
Coding region: 114-506 (130 amino acids)
Biological process (GO): translation
Cellular component (GO): cytosolic small ribosomal subunit; ribosome
Molecular function (GO): structural constituent of ribosome
Source: RefSeq, a predicted model, not a curated record